AUUAUCCACAGAAAAUAUUUCUUAAAACCUUGAGGGAGAGAGAGUUAUGCUAUUGCAAUACCAGUUUUAAACACCAGGGGAAUCAUUAGUGCUGGAAUAUGUGUCCAGACUCACCACAGUGUUCAUAAAGAUGCAAAGGCUUGCAGCCUUAAGAUUUCAGAAAAAAAAAAAAAAAAAAAAAAAAUCACAAUAUGAUGGGAUGAUAUUUUUUUUAGCAAUUGCUAGAUUAUUCAGAGCAAAUUCCCACAGGCACACUGCAUUAGUGUGAAGUCAUUUAUUGGCACUGAACCUGCAACAACUGGGCUAACAGCACAUUAAUUAGGCUACUUUAUCCCACAACUCAUGAAAAAGAAAGCAUUUCUAGGUUGUAUUUAAAUUGCUUAGUUUUGGACGCAGACCAGGACAAUACAAUGUACUCUCUAAAGCUCUUAAAAUUAUAGAAAGGACAAAAUGUGUUUAGGAGAACUUGACACUGUGAACAUCUAAAGAGAGCCAUUUUAUUCAACAGUGUCACAUGGAGACGACUGUAACCUGGUUGUAGGCAAAGGGAGAGAGAGAUUUCAAUGGAAGAAUGGAAUGAGGCAGAAUCGAAGGAACAGAUGGACUUGGGUGGAUUACGUGAAAUCUGGGAGGGGUUGUUAUAAACAUUUACUCGAGUUUGAGAAUGAAUAAAAGAAAAUACACAGUAAGAGAGUGAGAGUGAGGUUAUAAAAGUGAAACAGAGGUGAAGUGUCUCUACGGCUGAAGGUGUCUGGGGGACUCAGGACAGACCAGGACAGACAGAUGUACCUUUCUCCCAAAGAUUAACAGAGAUCAUGAAGGAUUACAAAGAAAUAGAUGUUGGUGAUUAAGACUAUAAAAUAGUCUUAACAAAAAUAGCAAAAUAAAAAUGAAAAAGAACAAGGUUUUUCUUGAUAGAAUGCAUGUCUUGAGACCAAUUUCAUCUCUGUUCUGAGCUAAAGAACAUACAUCUGAGAGACGCUUCUGAAUAUUCAGCAUGAACAUUUGUGAUCGUCAGACUCAUCUCCGUUGACUUUGAGGACGUAUUAGUCACACUUGUUGGUUGUAGACCAAGGAAACAUGUUUAACACCUUCUGAGCCAUUUCUGCAUUUCAAAAACUACAAGGAAACCUAAGGUAUCGGCAACUGUAUUUUCACAUGCUCACAUCUGUCUAAUUCUUUUAAAUCAUCUGCUCAUCAUCUCACUUACACAGACCUUUAAUUCUACCUUUGCAUCUUCAAUUUCCUUUUGUUUCUGCUCAUUUAAACUCCUCCUAUCUGACUUUUGACAUUUUGACAUUGGCCUGUUGCUUCAAUCAUCUCUUCUAGGCUUGGUAAUCUUACUUUCCCCUGCACAACUGCCUAAGCAGAUAUGCACACAAAGCUUCUUUCCUUGUACCUGAAUGUGGUCUUUUCUUUGUUAAUUGCAGUAUCAGGUUCUGUCUGUAUCAUUCCGGCAUGUUGGAGCAUUUGUCCCGCAGGAAUCGGUCGCUGUUGUCUCUCUCGCUGACCUCUCUGGCCCUAACGCUCUCUGUCUUGGCCUUCUGUACCUCAUACUGGUGUGAAGGCACACACAAAGUGGUCAAACCUCUCUGUCUGUCGCCUGUCAAAAUGAAGAACUGCGGACAGAACAACAGCCAGCCUUAUACAACUGAGGUCCCAACAGCAGACCCCAAGAAGCCGGACUCCAAUGUGACAGUGUCCCCAAAGCAGAAGGAGGAACUGGCCCGUAUGAGAGCCAGAAAUCUGGCAAAUGCAGUUCACUACAUCUGGGAGACGGGUGAAGACAAAUACAUGCUGCGCUACUUUCACACUGGCUUCUGGUUGUCCUGUGAGAAACACAAUGACGGUGACGGAGAGAAAUGCCGGAGCUUCAUUGAACUGACCCCUGGAGAAACACAAGGAGUUCUGUGGCUCUCAGUGAUAUCAGAGUUUGCAUACAUCAGCCUCCUGGCGAUGGGUUUUCUUCUGAUGUGGGUGGAAUUGCUGCUCUUGUGUCUGAAUAAGGACAUGCAUGCGCUCAAGAUCAAUGCUUAUGCUGCCAUCUGCACUGUGCUGUCUGGUAUGAUGGGAAUGGUGGCACAUAUGAUGUAUACAACAGUAUUCCAGAUGACUGUCAGCAUUGGGCCCAAAGACUGGAGACCUCAGACGUGGGACUACGGCUGGUCAUUUGCCAUGGCGUGGAUCUCCUUCAGCUGUUGCAUGGCAGCAGCUGUAUUCACCCUGAACUCUUACACCAAAACUCUGAUUGAGAUGAAGCACCGUGCCCGGAUCCGUCAGGAGGAGGCCCGUGCUGCCCGCCAUGCGCCGCCCUAUGAUGAGGUCAUCACAACCGGCGGUGGGAGCCUCUACUCCAUCAGCCGACUGGUUCAGCAAUGCCAGAAGGGCGCGUUAAUCGACACCACAUGGAGCUGCAGGGAGGAAGUGUCUGGAGGGGGUAUGGUGGGGGCAAAAAGUCCUCAUGGACUGGUACUGGUGGAGGGGUGUGGGAGAGAGGGAUGCCAGGACUGUGUGAGAGAAAUAAAUGAAGUGGAAGAUGCAUUAGAGAGGGAAGGGAAUGAUGAAAUGUGCCUGUAGUUAGUCCUUCAUCGUCAGCAGCAUCAGCCGCAUUAGUGACCAUGUUUACAUGCAUAUAAUUUUAUCAUUUUGAUCCAUAUUUUAGUUAGGUCCUUCAAAAAGACAUUUACAUGCUCCGCAUCUGUCAAAAUAUUCCUGUAUUCAUGUAAUCAGCAUACUAGACGUGAUCUUGUCUUUUAUUCUGAGUAACUUUAGACUGUAGUUUUCUCAUUAAAGGGGAUAUUUCACCACCGGAGCAGAUGUAGACAAGAAUGAUUCCUAAGAGAUUGAGGUGUUUUGUUGUUGGAUGUGAUAGUGAACAUAGCAGUCGUCAUUUACCCCUGACAUCUGAUCCGCUGAAGACGCAGUGGAUUACAUUUGUUUCUGAAGGGAAUGAGCCCCUGAUCUACCUAAAUGUGUUCUUCUUCGCAUGAAUCAUUUGUGAUCCAGCUUCACCAUACAGAACAAAUGAAUAUAACGUUUUUUAAUGGAUCUUAAAUCGCCUUUCCCAAUAAUGCGCGAAUUAGCAAGUUCAUGAUGAUUGUGGCUGAAGUAAACAGUCCCUCAUAGAGCAGCUCAGAAGAGAGGGGCGGGGUCAGCAGAGCUCAUUAACAUUUAAAGGAAAAUGCAUCAAAACGGCUUGCUCUGAAAAGAGCUGUUUUUGAUAGGGUACAAAAAAAGGUGUUUUUACACUACCAUUGAGAAAUUCUAACCAAACCAUCAUAUAGACUUUUCAUUAAGACCCUAAAGAAUCAUAUCAACUUGUGGAAAAUAGGCAUUCGAUGACUUCUUUAAAUGUCAAUCAUGUCCUACACACAAGAGUGGGAACCUGUGUGUCAAUUUUGAAAUGUAGGUCUUGAUGUUUCUUUUACUGUCUGUACAAUAACAGUAAAAAAAAAAAAUGCUUCAACAAUGUUUGUGUUCACAUAUCAAUUUAGAUUUAGAGUUUGAGCUCUAGAGUUUGAAAACAUAAUUUUUUAUGUGACGAAUAAAAAUCUUGAAUCUUGAA
Molecule: messenger RNA, 3565 nt
Organism: Carassius gibelio (silver crucian carp)
Lineage: Eukaryota; Metazoa; Chordata; Actinopteri; Cypriniformes; Cyprinidae
Exons: 7
Coding region: 1459-2577 (372 amino acids)
Cellular component (GO): plasma membrane
Source: RefSeq, a predicted model, not a curated record